UGCGUCUGCCUUGCGCGAAUCGUCUUGUGGCCUUCGAUCUGUGAAAAUAUUAACAUGUCAAAACAAGAGAUCAUGAUGCUUGAGGCGCUGCGGGAUAUCGAAAUUGCGGCGAAGCUCGUCUCCGAGGAGGGUGAUGAAGGCGAAGAUGCCCUGGACACAAAUUACAAGAAACUCAAGUGCCCGAUUGUCCCAUUGCCGCAAGAUGGUCCGGAGUUCAAUCUCAUCAAGAAGUACCUGAAGAACACUCAUGCACCAACCCACAAGAGUGGGAACGCAAAGAUAGAAUCAUUGGCCGCGACAUUUUCCAUCGCCGGCUUCCGUUCUUUCAUCACUUGCCGUUUGCCGCUCGCCGUUCUCAUGCCGUUUCAUUCUGUGUGGACUGGACAUUUGUUGAUGCAGGCGUGGGAUCUUGAGCUGUUGGAUGUCUUUAGAGUGGACAGAGAGCCUCAGGCGAAGGCGACAAGUACGCGCCAUUUGGAGAUCAGCUUCAUAACAAGAUGCCUCUGUGGCACGGUUCUCGGACAACAAAUUAUGUGGGUAUUCUGAGUCAAGGCCUGAGGAUUGCUCCCCCGGAGGCCCCAGUGACUGGGUACAUGGUGCGGUGACAAUAACAAUGAACAUUGACCAGUGGC
This is a messenger RNA of Chara braunii, 632 nucleotides long. Lineage: Eukaryota; Viridiplantae; Streptophyta; Charophyceae; Charales; Characeae. The record is from the annotation of a GenBank genome assembly.